AUGGGCGUCUCAGAGAAGGAGGUCGAUUUCCCUCGAAGUGGUGCACCUUCGGUCCGAACACCCAACACUGCAAAAUCGGCGAUUUCAAAGAGUUUUAAAACGAUUAAUGACGAGAAUCAACUAUUCGGUGUUCCCAAAAAGCGGAAAUCAAAGAGCAAGGGUCCUUCAACUUCUGAAACACCCUCGAAAAAGAAAAAGUCUGAAGAGAAGACAGCAGUAUGGAGCAAACCGAUAACGUUGGAACUUCUCACCGACGGUGUUAUGGGAUUAGGAGUUGUUACAGAGAUUCACGAAGAUUAUGUGUUAUUAGAAACUGCAGACUCAUGUCGUGUCAAACUUCCUGCCACUCAGAUCUCAAAGAAGUUUACGGAACUUUUGAAACUCGAAAAGAUUUCGCUGGAGUCUGCGUUUGUUGUUGGCCAGAUGGUUGCGUUUCGUGUCACUGAGCGAAGUUUACAAACGUCAGUGAAGAAAGGAAAAGUUAACACGAAGAAAAGGAGGUCAUCAUUACCCGUUGUUACCUGUGAUCCUUCGAAGAUGUAUUCUCAUUUCUCACCUGCUAGGCUUGUUCCCGGCUUGGUGUUGCAAGGUAUUGUGGAAAGUGUUGAAGAGAAAGGUGCUGUGUUGAACAUUGGUAUGCAAUCGCUACAAGCCUUUUUGCCUACCAAGAAACAAUUACGAACUCUAGAAGUUGGUCAGCCAGUCAUGGUUCGCAUAGAAGUUGUGAGCUCGACCAGAGUUAUUGCUGUGACCGCCUAUGUCGAGCAGGAUAAUUUAUGCUUGGAAGCGUGUCAGAGUCUCCAACUUAAUCACUUAACGCCGGGUACUAUCAUAGACUGCGAACCCGAUGCAGAGCCUUCAAUAACAGCAGGAAUUUAUGUCGCUUUAGGGAAUGGCAUUCGUGGUUUUGUGGCAAAAAGCCAUCUACCACCUCGCUUGCGUGGCGACAUAACCAAGAUUGGAAGAGCGCUGCGUUGUGUUGUUAUGUUUUGCCAGCAGAACACUCCUCUCCUUGUGCUCUCUGCACAUCCUGAUAUCAUUGCCAUUAGCAAACCUGAGAAGCGCUCUUCAUUUCUGGGUUAUUCUAUUGGCGAUCGUUUGAAAUGUACUGUCAUCGAUGUCGUUCCAUCAACAUUUCUUGUUUGUUUCUCACUACCCACGACAGAGGAUGGGAAAACACCAUUAGUGUCUGCUAUCUCUUACAAAAAAUAUUUGAACAAACCGGAAGAGAUAGAAAAAGUGUAUCCAGUUGGUUCUGAGCACACUUGUCGAGUUAUGAACUUCCGAUAUGCUGACCGGUGUAUCAUUGUCUCUACUCGUAAGGAUAUGCUCAGUCAAAAAUUCGUAUCCUAUAAGGACGCGGUACCAGGCCAAGUGGUGGAAGCUCAAGUGACAGACAUUCAUCCCCGUGGCGUUCAAGUGGCAUUGAAUGAUUUUGUGAAAGGGUUUAUUCCUGCAGAACAUGCUGCUGAUAAAAAAGUUGCUCUAGAGAAGGCAUUUACAGUUGGUAAAUCUGUCAAAUGUCGUGUGUGGUUCGUAAAUGAGGCCAAUCAGCAAGUGUGGCUUACGGCCCGCCCAUCUCUUGUGAACUACAAGGACGCGGUACCAGGCCAAGUGGUGGAAGCUCAAGUGACAGACAUUCAUCCCCGUGGCGUUCAAGUGGCAUUGAAUGAUUUUGUGAAAGGGUUUAUUCCUGCAGAACAUGCUGCUGAUAAAAAAGUUGCUCUAGAGAAGGCAUUUACAGUUGGUAAAUCUGUCAAAUGUCGUGUGUGGUUCGUAAAUGAGGCCAAUCAGCAAGUGUGGCUUACGGCCCGCCCAUCUCUUGUGAACUACAAGGAUGAAGGAGUCGUCAGCGUUGGAGUUGUGUUAAAACUUUUGGAGACGGGCGGUGCGAUUUUGCAGUUUUUCGGUACAGUGCGAGGGCUCCUCGUCGCUAGUGAGGCGAAAAGAGUCGGUACCGAAAUCAGGCCAGGGCAAGUGCUUGAAGUUCGUGUCACAUCAGUCAACGUUGCCGAAAACAGGAUCACAUUGGCGUUAGCUGACGAAGGAGCUGGUUGUGCCGAAUAUGUUGUUAACCCCAAGGGAAUUGAUUUCUCAUUUGAUGAAAAUGUCCUGACUGCUGUUGUUGAUGACGUUGUGGAAUCUACGAUAAGUGGCCAUAGAUCUGAAAAAGCAACGCUUCAUCUCGAUUCAAAGUCCUCCAUCAAAGGUCACCUCGUAUCGAAUCUUGUUUCUGAUUCGCUUGAUCCUCCUUUCGAAUCCAUGAAAACAACGUUUCGGACUGGGAUGAAGCUGAAGGUCGCCUCACUUGGGUCCCUCGGAGGUGUCAACAGAUUCACCGCCAAGCGUUUUGUGUGCGAGUGGCUUAAAAACUUCGAAGAGAAUGUUCCGAAAUCCUUUGGUGAUUUGAAACAAGGACAGCUUGUUUGUGGCGUGAUCUCCCAGCGUGUGCCUGAUGUUUGCCUGUACAUCGAAUUAGUCGGCGGAUGUGGACUCCUCGGUAAAGUGGCAUUUGCGGACAUUGACGGAGGCAAGGAUGGAGCAACUGGUUUACAAAUUGGACAGACAGUGCUAGGACGUAUACGUAAAAUAAAUGCUGAGAAGAAAACCUUCCGUAUUACCUUGAAACUGGCUGAUUGUGUGCCCGAUCAGAACCUGCCUAUAGAAGCUCCAUCACCGUCAUCUUCUCUCGCCAUGCAACUGUUGCGCUCAUCAGUCGAAGAACUGAUUGCGUUUGCAGAGCAUUCCACGACAAAAUUGCCAUCUCCUGGCACGACUGUUGCUGCAACCGUAUCUCAGGUUGUCGAUGACGUACUUUUCGUGACGUUUGGUGGAAAGUUAACUGGAUGUGUUCGUAAUGGCAACUACACCAAGGGUGUUAAGAUUGGAGAUAAAAUCAAGUGCCUUGUCAUCGAUUACGUUUUUCCACGUAACGAUGCAGAAUUGGUUAUGGUAGAUUCAAUUAAUGCCGUGCCAUCCAAGAAAAAAAGCAAAAAGGAACGAGGCUCAAAGGAAGCUGCAUCUGCAGAUCGAGUGGUUUUGGUCAAAAGGGACUACAUAGUUGUGCUGCAGCAGAAGGAGCGUUUAGUAUUCGCUCCAUCGAGAUUUCAUCCCAACCAAACUGUCGAGAUUAAGAAUGUACGCGUGGCUUACGGUGAUGAGGUGAAAGUUCGGAACUCUAUUCAAAUAGCGAGUGGCGCAUGUCUUGGCCUCUUGGAAGGUGAUGAAGAACUGAUAGCAAAGCUGCUCACAGCAAGCGCAAACGUGUCUAAGUCGUUUACAGGAAAGAAUUCUAACGAGCGUGUGGACAGAAAUGUCGAACAUCCUCGAAAGUCAAAAUCCGAACUGGGCAUCCGGACAAAAAGUGUUAAAAAUCUUGGGACGUACACAGGUACUGUGUUGGGUCCAUGGACCAGUGAUGAUCGAAGUGAUCAUGGAAAGCUUGCUGCUCUUGUUGAAUUACCUGGUGGAAAUAUAGGUCGCCUUCAUGUUUCUGAACUACCUUUGCAAUUCUUGAUGGGAAGUACCUGCCCACUCAAAGACUUUAUCAAGCGAAAUUACAAAAAGGCAGUAGUUGUGAAGAUUAUAAACUUCUUCUCUGUCAAAAGGGGCGAAUCGAAGAUUCGAGUCGCCGAAUUGACGAUGGCUAGCUUGAAGAUGUCUGAUGCUCGGAAAAAAGCAUCGGUAUUUGCCUUCCAGACAGAUUUCAAGCCUGGUGAAGUCGUCCGCUGUUUUGUAAUUCCCAAUCAAGAGAUGACGAGCAAAAAUAUACGUGUGGAGGUUAAUCCUUUUUGCUCUGGUCAAAUAGCAUACGAAGCUGUUAGCGAUGAUUUAAAGGUCAGCGCUCCGGAGCAUGAUGGAGAAGUGUUCGAGUGCUUACCUGAAGGAGGAGAAAUGCGAAUGGCGAAAGUGUUGAAUGCCACAAAGAUCAAGAAAGGUCACGGCCAUGGAUUUUUGAACUUAGCCUUCGAUAUGCAAGCGAAUGUUAAGAAAUUCGAACCUGGCCACCGUCUGACUGCUAGGGUGACACAUGUCAGGCAUCAUCCCCUGUCUGUGCAAUUCCACUUGGCAAAUGGGCAGCAGGCGACGUUGUGUGCGACGGCAAUCGCUAACAAUUAUGAGAAAGUCCAUCAGCAUAUUGAGCAUUUCAAGCGUGAUGGGAUCUUUCAUCUGUAUGCUUUGCGCCAAGAACAGAACCCUCAGCGAAAUUACGUUUGCGCAGAGGGGCGGUAUGAGACUUAUCUGAAACACAAAGAUGCCCCAAUUAGGAAAGAAGAACGAAGGCGAUUGCUUGUCGACCGCAGUGAUGCUACGGCUGGAUUAGUGUGCGACGGUUUCGUAGUUAAACAUACAAUAGAUGCAGUUUUGGUGGAAAUUGGACCCGGAAUUGUUGGUCGUUUACGAAAAAUACAUCACCCAGAGAUUCCUGCAAUCACGUUGAACUCUAUACUGACCGUGCGAGUGCGUGAAAUUGAUGGUGAAGGUCGAAUAUCUCUAUCACUUGUUGCCAUUGUAUUCAAGGCUCCUGCUAUCCAGGAAAGAAAACGGACAGCUGAAAAAGAUGACACCAUAGUGCCGAAAAAAGAGAAGAAAGAGGAGGAGUCUCCUGAACCAGCUGAAAAGUUGAGCGAUCCGGGUUUUGACUGGUCAAAUGCUGGUUUCCGCCCAGAAGACCUUGCCGCCGUAGGCAAACUUGGCAGUGAUGAUGGCGAAUUUGCUAAAGAAGAGCAGGACAUGGAAAAAGAGCGAAGGUUGGCAAAUCGAGAGGUGGAGCUCUCAGGUGACUUCGAGCCGGAAACUCAAGAGGACUUUGCUCGUCUUCUACGUAAAGAUCCCAAUUCGGCUGAGAUCUGGAUAAGAGAGAUUCCUGCAAUCACGUUGAACUCUAUACUGACCGUGCGAGUGCGUGAAAUUGAUGGUGAAGGUCGAAUAUCUCUAUCACUUGUUGAAAUUGUAUUCAAGGCUCCUGCUAUCCAGGAAAGAAAACGGACAGCUGAAAAAGAUGACACCAUAGUGCCGAAAAAAGAGAAGAAAGAGGAGGAGUCUCCUGAACCAGCUGAAAAGGUUUCGUUGAGCGAUCCGGGUUUUGACUGGUCAAAUGCUGGUUUCCGCCCAGAAGACCUUGCCGCCGUAGGCAAACUUGGCAGUGAUGAUGGCGAAUUUGGUGACAGCUCUGCAGCCAAUUCUACAGCUGAUAAGGUUAAGGCAGCGGAAGCUGAGAAACCAUCGGUGGAAGUCAAGAAAGAGCGAACGAAGGAUUUGAAGAAAGCGAAGCCAAUGACUAAAGAAGAGCAGGACAUGGAAAAAGAGCGAAGGCUGGCAAAUCGAGAGGUGGAGCUCUCAGGUGACUUCGAGCCGGAAACUCAAGAGGACUUUGCUCGUCUUCUACGUAAAGAUCCCAAUUCGGCUGAGAUCUGGAUAAGAUACAUAUCGUUCUUCCUUGAAAAGAAUGAUCUCACAAAGGCCCGUGCAACGGCAGAGCGAGCUCUAACUGUAAUCAGUUACAGGGAAGAAGCUGAGAUUUUCAACAUUUGGACUGCGUUCCUCAACAUGGAAGUGGCGUACGGUGAUGAGACAUCGGUAAAAGAAGUGUUCAAUCGAGCAUGUGGUAAUGCAGACGCCUUCAAAAUUCAUAAACAGAUGGCUGCCAUUUAUUCGGACACCGGCAAAAAUGAACAGGCUGAUGAAAUUUAUGAAGCCAUGGUAAAGAAGUUCCGCGCCAAUUCCGAUGAGGUUUGGACACUGUAUGGCGAGCAUCUGAUGAAAACCGAUCGUGCCGAUUCAGCGCGUGAAUUGAUGAAGAGGGCACUAACGAGCGUUCCAAAGCAGAGGCAUGUUCCAUUGAUCAGUCGAUUUGCCCAGAUGGAGUUCCGUAAUGGAGAUGUUGAGAGGGGACGCACGUUGUUUGAAAGUGUGGUAACUGCUUAUCCAAAGAAAACAGAUGUGUGGCUGGUGUAUGCGGAUCUUUGUCUUAAACACUCGGGAAUUGAGAUGGCUCGCCAAGUGUUGGAACGAGCAUGUGCCCUGAAACUUAGUAUGCACAAAUUACGGCCGCUGUUCCGGAAGUGGAUGGACGCCGAGCAACGGUUUGGCGACGACAAGUCGCGGUUAUUGGUAAGCUUUUUGAGUUAG
Molecule: messenger RNA, 6132 nt
Organism: Ostertagia ostertagi
Lineage: Eukaryota; Metazoa; Nematoda; Chromadorea; Rhabditida; Trichostrongylidae
Source: the annotation of a GenBank genome assembly